CAGAAGGACUGCGCGAGUCUGAGUGUGUGGUGAGGUUGCAGUCAGAACCGUGUUUCUUUUACGGAGUACGACCAGGACAGCGACAGGCUGCAGCGUAGGUGUGUCUUUCAGAUUUUCAUGCAGAAUUCGUAUUCAAAUGUUCUCAGCUGCGAGAUGGCGUGAAAGAGCCGCGCGUAACGGACACACCACAGAGCCAACGCGCGCACUUCACUCCUCAGUGAAGAGGGAGAAGGCACAACUCUCCUCUCGGCUACCCGCUCCUUCAAAUAUGGAUUUAGGGUUAAAAAGGCGCAGUGGAACAUUCUUAUGGCUAUGGCUCUCUCUCCUGGCUUGCUGUAUCGGCGGGACAUUAAGCACAGAGAACUGUGAUGGAUCGCUGGUGUCUCUCCUCCCUCCGACUGCUUUCAGAAGCUCGUCUCAGUUGUCCAGCAGCCAUGGGCCGGGCUUUGCCAAACUCAACAGGAGAGACGGUGCUGGGGGGUGGUCACCAAUGGAGUCCAAUAAAUAUCAGUGGCUCGAGAUCAACCUCGGGGAGCGAACGGAAAUCACGGCUAUCGCCACUCAGGGCCGGUACGGCAGUUCAGACUGGGUCACUGGCUACCAGCUCAUGUUCAGUGACACGGGACAUAACUGGAGACAGUAUCGACAGGAGGACAGCAUUGGGGUGUUUUCUGGGAACACUAAUGCUGACAGUGUAGUGCCAUUCAAACUGCACCAGCCCAUGUUUGCUCGCUACCUAAGAGUCGUCCCUCUGGACUGGAACCCAAUGGGAAGAAUUGGACUAAGGCUGGAAGCCUACGGUUGCCAAUACAAGUCUGACGUGAUGGAGUUUGAUGGGAGCAGCUCGCUACUCUACAGGUUUAAUCCCAACUCCAGUCAAACAACCAAAGACAGGCUUUCCCUGAAGUUUAAAACCUUGGUCCACUCAGGCACUAUCAUUCACAUGGAAGGAAUGCAUGGCCCAAGCCUAACAAUGGAACUAAUCAAGGGAAAACUUGUAUUUCACCUCAGGAAAGGCAAACGUCCAUCUCCAUCGGACCUCCACGCCUCCGUGUCGCUCGGAAGCCUCCUGGACGACCAGCACUGGCACUCGGUCACGAUCGAGCGUGUUAGCAGGCACCUCAACUUCACAGUGGACAAAAGCACACAGCAGCUCCAAAUCCCCAGCCACCUGAGUCUGUCUGACAUUAGCGAGAUUAGCUUCGGCGGAGUGUCGGGUCUUUCAGCAUUGAGAACUCUCUCCAAGAAGAACUUCCAGGGGUGCAUGGAGAAUGUGCUCUACAAUGAUGUGAAUAUUGUCAGUCUGGCUCAAGAAGGACAUCAUGUAUCCAUAACGGGAGCUGUCUCCUUCACCUGCUCCGAGCCCGUAGAUGUGCCCGUGACUUUCUCGAGCCCCGGAAGCUUCCUCCAGCUCCCUCUGAGCGCGCCUGGAGACGAAAUCUCCAUCAGCCUGGAGUUUCGGACGUGGAACAAGGCCGGCCUUCUUCUGACCUUUGAUCUUCAGCAGCAGGCCGGCAGCGCCUGGCUUUACCUGAGCGAGGCCAGAGCCAGGCUGCAGAUCCACAAGGCUGGACGGGUCUUGGUGGACAUCGUCACAGGUUCGGGCCUGAAUGACGGCCAGUGGCACUCAGUGUCCCUGAGCGGCAGGAGGGGUCGCCUCGCCAUCUUGGUGGACAGAGAGGACGGUGGCCCGGCACAGGCCCACCCCUCCUUCCCUGUCGUCCCGGAGACCCAGCUCUUCUUUGGAGGUUGCCCGGAAGAAGGAAAAGUCAGCGAUCACGGAUGCAGAAACCUAUUCAGUGUUUUCCAAGGAUGCAUGCGGCUCAUCCACACUGGUGACCAGGAGGUGGACCUGAUCAAGGUGCAGCAGAUGUCCCUCGGAAACUUCAGCGAUUUGCAAAUGGACAUCUGCGGAAUCAUUGAUCGGUGCUCUCCGAGCUAUUGUGAACAUGGAGGGAAAUGCACCCAGUCUUGGAGUACCUUCCACUGCAACUGCUCACACACAGGCUACAAAGGAGCCACCUGCCACAGCUCCAUUUAUGAGCAGUCCUGCGAGGCUUACAAGCACAAGGGAAACACAUCUGGGUUUUACCACCUCGACGUGGACGGGAGCGGCUCCAUCAACCCCCAGAAAGUCUACUGCAAUAUGACAGAUAAAACAUGGAUGGUGAUCCAACACAAUAACACAGAGCUAACCAAAUUAAAACCGUCCUCGGGGAUAAAUCAGCAUUUAGCCUACUUUAACUAUCCCGCCGACUCGGAACAGCUUCGGGCUAUAAUUACCAAGGCUGAGCACUGCGAGCAAGAACUUUCCUACCACUGCAAAAAGUCACGCCUCUUAAACACACCUGUGGGCGCUCCGUUCGCGUGGUGGAUGGAUGGGGCCGGGGAGGCGCAGACCUACUGGGGGGGCGCCGCACCCGGGAUCCAGCAGUGCGCCUGUGGCCUGCACGAGAACUGCGUUCACCCCGAGCAUCUGUGCAACUGCGACGCAGACGGAGUCGACUGGGCUAAUGACACAGGCCCCCUCACUCAUAAGGAGCAUUUACCUGUGCGCGGCGUCGCUGUCGGGGACUUGAGCAGACCCGGCUCGGAGGCCGCGUAUAGAGUGGGACCCCUGCAGUGCUACGGCGACUUGAACUACUGGAACUCGGCCUACUUCAACAAAGAGACAUCGUACCUCCAUUUCCCCACGUUUCACGGCGAGCUGAGCGCAGACAUAUCCUUCAUGUUCAAAACCAGCGCGGCGUCUGGCGUGUUUCUGGAAAAUCUGGGCAUCAAGGACUUCAUACGGAUCGAACUAAGCUCCCCGUUUGAGGUGGUCUUCUCCUACGACGUGGGCAACGGGCCAGUGGAGGUCCGCGUGGAGUCGCCCGCCCCGCUCAGCGACGACCGAUGGCACAGCGUGCGGGCCGAGCGCAACGUGAAGGAAGCCUCGCUGCACGUGGACCAUCUGCCUGGGGCCACGCAGAGAGCGCCCCCCGAUGGACACCUGCACCUGCAGCUCAACAGCCAAUUAUUUGUGGGAGGGACGGCGUCCAGGCAGAAGGGAUUCCUGGGAUGCAUCCGCUCCCUGCAGCUGAACGGGAGGACGCUGGACCUGGAGGAGCGGGCCAAGAUCACCCCCGGCGUCCGGCCCGGAUGUCCAGGACACUGCAGCAGCUACGGGAGCCUGUGCCAGAAUGACGGCCGCUGCGUGGAGAGGUACACAGGCUUCACCUGUGACUGUGGCCUCUCCGCCUACACUGGGGCCUUCUGUCAGAAAGAGGUGUCUGCCUACUUCAAGUCCACCACGUCGGUGUCGUACACGUUCAAGGAGCCCUACGAGCUGAACAGGAACAGCAGCGUCCAGGCCUCGUCCAUCUACUCCGACAUGACCCUGCGCGCCGAGAACGUGACCGUGGGCUUCCGCACCGCCCAGGCGCCGGCCCUGCUGCUCUACGUGGGCUCGUACUACCGCGAGUACCUCGCCGUCCUGCUCAACCGAAAUGGACAUCUAGAUGUCAAGUACAAGCUACAGAGCAACAGGGACGCUGAAGUCUUCAGGACCAGCACAAGAAACUUGGCCAAUGGACAGCUUCACAUGGUCUCCAUCAGAAGACAGGCAGAAAGUCUCUACAUCCAGGUUGACCAGUAUGAACAGGAGGAGUUCAACAUCACGUCAGAUGUCGAAUUCAACGCUAUCAAGUCUGUGAUGCUGGGAAAAGUGCACGACUCGGGUGAGCUGGACCCAGAGAUAGCGCGGCUGAACGCUCUGGGCUUCACUGGGUGUCUGUCUGUGGUCCAGUUUAACUCCAUCGCCCCUCUGAAGGCCGCCCUGCUCUACCCCGCCACCAGCCCUGUGGUCGUCACCGGCCCCCUGGAGGAGUCCACCUGCGGGUCCUCUUCACCCAGCCACCCACAUGCUUCAGAGACCACCCACUCUCUCACAGAUCAUUUUGGCACACUAGGCACUGGUGAGCCAAUAGUCAAUGCAAUCAACAGUGAUUCUGCCUUGAUUGGAGGUGUCAUCGCCGUGGUGAUAUUUGUCAUCUUGUCAGCGCUGGCCGUCAUGGGCAGGUGUCUGUACAGACGGAAAGAGACGUUUCAGACUCCGCCGCCGAAGGGAGGCAAACCGGAGGACAGUCCCGAGUUCCCCUUCAACAACGCAGCCAACUCUCAAUACGUGCUGAGUGAAAAUCAGAGGGAGCACUUCAUAUGAUGCCCCCUUCUUACCCCCCUCCCUCCCUCCCUCCCUCCUUUGUGUUGGACUAAUCCAGAAAAAAAAUCUGAGGACACAAGACGAAGCCUUGCAGAGAGCCUAGAGACAUUAACAUUCAUGGAGCAUUUUUGCAUAAAACCUGCAGGAACUGUCAAAAGUUGGCGACGAAAAUUGCGAGGACGCAGAGGCAGGUGAUGAGAAAAAUGUGUGAACAGAUUGCCCAUAUAAAUGAUUUUCUAUUUUGAUUUUGUACAUACAUAUGAGUACGGUAACUUUUUUGGCACAGUUCUGUGGCUUGAGUUUCUAAGGUAUGUGUGCGUGUGUGUGGAAAAUGUCAGAAAUUGUAAAUAGCCUUUAAAGAUGUACAUGUCUAUAAUACCUUUAUAACAAUUUCCCCUCCUUCCCUCUCUCCUCGACGUGCACAGUCCUCUCCUCUGCCAUCUCAUGCACACCGGACACAUGAUACACAUACAUAUGCACAUACAUCAUGUUAAGUGUUUUAGUGAUGCUGGUAACAUAUUUACAAUGGGAGGACUACCUGCGUAUCAAGUUCAUGUUUGUAAGGUGCCAGGUGUCUGAGGUGGCCAUGUGGAAGGCAUCAAAAAUGUCAAAUCUCCCAUUUUUGGGAGUUGAUCAAAAUGACUGUCAUUAUGUGCCGAGAUGGGUGUUUGAUAACAUCCCAUGAAACACCUGAAAUGAAACAGAUGUUUUCCUUUUAACCACAAUUUCACACGCCCGGUUAAUGCUUGCCGCCAAAAUUAUUCUGUGAGCUCUCUGUGCUUCUCUUCUCCCAGCCACCAACAACCACGUCCCACAGCCCGCCCCAUCACCAACGAAACAAAAUAGAUAACAACAAGUCUGAUUGUCGCCGAGCACAGUUCGGCUUUGCAGCAUGCCCACCUGCAAACAGUGCAACACCAGUACAAUUUCAGUGAGCGAGAGACAGACAGACUGACAGACAGAGACAAAGAGAGAGUGCGAAAAGAAACACUUGAAACACAGACUUCACCAGGAGAGAGAAAAAAACCUCGCUCUGAUUGUUACCUCGCUAUCCAAAUAGCAGGAGAUUAAGAAGGCAGGGGAAGAGAGAGAAAUGCUAAUCUUCAGAAAAAAGGUACUGUUUAGCUGACAGACUGAGCAUAAUUCCAGAGAAAUGGGCCAUAAUGAAGGCUUUCUAAUCUGAGCGAGGACACAACGGGGAGGAAGACUCAGGCGCUGAUGAAUUGCAGGCUGUCAUCAUAUUACUCAGAACAUCACAUCAGCACUAGUCUUCAUGCCAGUUUCAAAAUCUUGUCAAGAACACAAAGGCACAUUACCUGUGAAGAGCCUAUCUGAUGUGUCUAUGCUGACUGCAGCGCUUCAUAUCCAUGUUUUGGUUCAUUUAGCCAGCAGUGCUGUUCGGAGACAGUGAGUGAAACAGGAAAAGAAAGGAAAGUGCUAGAUUUUUUCGGGAAAAUCUCGCUGUAGCCAAGAAGCCCCAUCAUGCCCUUGUCAUGUUAUUGAGCAGAGAGACGAAUAGAAAUGUUCAGUAAAUUGUCACCAAUGAUGCAUUGCUCUUCAUUUGUGCUCAUUCUAUUCCGCAUGUCCCACAGCUCUGUAUUGAGGACCUUGAAGUGGGCAACACAGAGGCCACUGAUCACUGAGAUAAACUGGGCUUUACUGACUCAAUGCCUUGAUUUUAUAUCACUUGUCUUAGCCUUGGCUUAGUUACAGUGAGCGCAUUAAGAGCCUGUUUUUCCGCUCACGGUUGUAUUGUACCCAAGAUAAUCACAAAUCAUUUGACAUAAUGUGUACUGUAUUUCUGGAAAAGUGUAUUAUAAAUAUAUCAAAAGAAAUAUGCACUUCAGUAGUUUUAUAUUCAUGUGCUUUGGUUUAGCCUAUUGGAAAAUGCUGCUUCAUACAUUCAUGAAUACACACAGACUCCUGCUAGUUACAACCAUCAUAGAGUUCCCAUUUGAUAAAAAAAAUCAUUAAUGAAGCAUUUGGGAAAAUUCCUGUCAACGACAUUAUUGUGUCUAAAAUGCUGCUCAGCAAUAUGUCCUUAUAUUUGGAAACAGCUGCGGCAGAGGUGUUCUCUGGUUCUCUUCUGUGCUAGUUUUGUCAUGGGUUUUAAAUGCCCGCUUAGCUUGUAUAUUGACUAACACUGUCAAGGCGCAGAUGUGGCAUUACUGGGUAUUUAAAUACUGUUUUCAGGAAUGUUGCAGAUAUGAAAAAUCUGGAAACCAUAAGCUCUGCAAUGCCAUAUCCUUUUAUAGCCAGUUUUGCUCAGGCACAUUUGCAUAAUGCCAUUCCACAUAAGGACCACUAAGUAAAAUUAAGUUGGCAACAACUACAGCCAAUUAUAAUGUGAAACCACUACAAAGGACAGGCAUUUACAUAUUGUCUGUCCAACACUACAGUAUAACGCAUUCAGGAGAGUUAUGUGAAUAGCUCCAAGUGUAUUUCCAUUUAAUUGAAUUUGAAAUACUGACUUUAUGCUAAUUUCGCAACAUUUUGAUGAGGAAAACUAAUGUAGGGGAAAAAGCACCUGCAUUUAGUCAGGUAGACAUAAAAGAAUAAUUACACGCUCAAAUCGACAGGUUACAUCAUGAAGCCCAGCUCUUUCUCUUCAGUCGGUUUGUUUGGGUAGGAUGUUGUGUGGUUAAGUGGAACUAGGAAAACUCCAGAAGUACAUGGGGAGAAUAGCCUCCAUCUUUCUCUCCACCAUAUGAUGCUUUGGUGUAUGGUUUAAGACUACAUCUGACUGUGGCUUUUUUUUUUAUGUCAGCUGACAUUGUAAUGGUACAACAUAUUAGUAUUUAAUGAGAUGGGUGAUGUCGGUGAGUCUUGAAUCUGGGUAACAGUCAUUAAUUCUGUACAAUGUCAAGGUUUUAUAGUAUCACGGUUGUUUUGAUUAAUAAUAGUGUCAUGUUCAAUUAUAUAAAAAUACAAUGGAGAAAAUAAACAUUUCUUUUAUCUGUGA
This is a messenger RNA of Sardina pilchardus (European sardine), 7163 nucleotides long. RefSeq names its product contactin associated protein family member 3 (gene cntnap3). Bases 137 to 4201 code for a protein of 1354 amino acids. The transcript is spliced from 24 exons. Lineage: Eukaryota; Metazoa; Chordata; Actinopteri; Clupeiformes; Clupeidae. The record is from RefSeq and is a predicted model, not a curated record.